Molecule: messenger RNA, 5958 nt
Organism: Raphanus sativus (radish)
Lineage: Eukaryota; Viridiplantae; Streptophyta; Magnoliopsida; Brassicales; Brassicaceae
Exons: 12
Coding region: 948-5159 (1403 amino acids)
Source: RefSeq, a predicted model, not a curated record
AACAGAUAUGGGUAUUGAUAGCAGAUUAUAAUAGCACAUUUUUCGUAACUGCUAUGAAAAGGUUGUUGGAAGUCUGGGUAAUAAUAUUAUAGCAUUAAAAUUAUGCUAUACCCAUAAAUCAGUAAAAGAUAAUUAAAAACUCACUAAUCCGACACAUUUUUACAAUUAGCGCCAACACUUAGAAUAAAAAAAUGGUUUUCGCGGCCAAAUUAGCCAAAUCAAUAGUUUUAAUAGCAUUAAAAAAAAAACAAAACCUUCUACUCUCUCUCUUUCUCCUUCUUCGCGUUCUUCGUUCUCCUCUCUCUCUCUUUCUCUUCGCUCACCACCAAUCUCAAGAAGCUCACCUCCGAUUCAGCCCUCAUCUCCUCCGAUUCAUCCCUAAUCUACUCCGAUUCGGCCCUCAUCUCCUCCGAUUCGGCCCUCAUCUCCUCCGAUUCAGCCCAACUCACCGUGAUUCAUCCCUCCUCGAGUUCUCCGCCGCUUUCAAUCCGAUUUUCAAAACUGAAAGUGAGUUCUUCCAUCGAUAGAUUCAAGUCUAUUGAUUAGGUUGUUUUUGGCUCUGCUCAUUGUUGUCAUUAGUUAGGUUUUCGAUUUUCUCUAUCACUCUCCCAAGGGUUCAUCGUCGUUUUUAUCAUCGAUUAGGUGCAUAUAGAUGUAGAUUAUAGACAUCGUUUUUUAUUUAUAGAUUAGAUGCAUAUAGAUGUAGAUUUUAUAUGCAUCUUGUGAUAUAUUGACAUCGUUUGUUGUUUGAGAGUUGUCCUAAAAUCACAGAUUUUAUUUAGACACAUCUAUAUACUUCUCAUUUUGUAAUACUUUGUUCAUGCUUGUAUAGAAUGAGUUCGUUGUUUGCGGUAACCACAUUGAAUAUUAAUUUGUUUUAAUUGCUGCUUGAACCAUGUACGCUUGUUUGAACUGUCGCAACGGUCCCAACUAGGUUGUAGCAAACAAUGUUGGACAAGUCAUGGGUCCAUUUAUGCAGAGUUGAUUCUGCGUAUGAGAGAGGUGCUAGGGGUUUUGUCAAUGCUGUUAGUGAUAAGUUAGAAGUUAAUGGGAAGAUUGUAUGUCCAUGCGCCCGAUGCCGCAAUCUAGAUCGUCAUACAAGUGACGAGGUUGUCUCUCAUUUGGUUAUAAAUGGAAUGGAUGACGCCUACAAGGGACGCCCGGAUUGGUUUCACCAUGGGGAAGAUAACUCUGUUGCUGUAGUGGAAGCUAGAGAUAGAUUGUGGAAUGGUGAGAUCCUUAGUUUAUACGAAGCAGCAAAAUGUUUAGAUGAAGAUUUAGUUAUUAGGGGGGCACAGUCAGGUGAGUCAGUUGAGGGUGAGGACAUGAAAGAAGAUGAGUUUUUAGCAAAACUUGCAGAGGCUGAAACCCCCUUGUAUCCAACGUGUGCGAGUCAUAGCAAGCUAUCAGCUGUAGUUUCAUUGUUUAGGAUUAAGUCUCAGAAUGGGUGGUCAGACAAGAGCUUUGAUGACUUACUCCAAACGUUGCCAAACAUGUUACCUGAAGACAAUGUGCUGCACACAUCAACUUAUGAUGUCAAGAAGUUUUUGAAAUCUUUUGAUAUGGGAUAUCAAAAGAUUCAUGCUUGUGUGAACGACUGCUGCUUAUUUAGAAAGAAGCUGCAGAAGGCUGAGAGUUGCCCAAAAUGCAAGUCGUCUAGAUGGAAGACCAACAUGCACACUGGUGAAUUCAAGAAGGGUGUUCCACAGAAGGUUUUGAGAUAUUUUCCAGUAAUACCUCGUCUGAAAAGGAUGUUCAGAUCGGAGAAAGUUGCAAUGGAUUUACGAUGGCAUUUCAGUAACAAGAGCACAGAUGGGAAACUGCGCCAUCCAGUAGACUCUGUUACUUGGAAGUCAAUGAAUGACAAGUAUCCCUCGUUCGCAGCAGAGGAGAGGAACUUGCGACUUGGGCUUUCAACUGAUGGGUUUAAUCCCUUUAGUAUGAAGAACACCCGAUACAGUUGUUGGCCUGUGUUACUGGUUAAUUACAACAUGGCUCCUGACCUAUGUAUGAAGGAGGAGAACAUCAUGCUCAGUCUGCUGAUUCCAGGACCGCAUCAACCGGGUAAUAGUAUAGAUGUAUACCUAGAACCUCUUAUAGAAGAUUUAAAACAGUUGUGGUGCAUAGGGGAGUUAACUUACGAUGCAGUUAGUAAGUCAACCUUUACGCUUAGGGCAAUGCUUCUCUGGACUAUUAGUGAUUUCCCAGCUUAUGGGAAUCUUGCUGGUUGUAAAGUGAAGGGUAGAAUGGGUUGUCCUAUUUGCGGGAAGCACACAGAUAGUUUGUGGCUGAGUCAUGGCAGAAAAUUUGUAUUUAUGGGCCACCGGAAAUGUUUGCCUCCCUUACAUAGUUUCAGAGGAAAGAAGACUUGGUUUGAUGGGAAAACUGAACAUGGGACUAAGGGAAGGAUACUCACGGGUAGGAAUGUCUCAUUUGUGCUGAGAAAUUACAAGAAUGAUUUUGGUAAUAGAAAACAGACUGGGAAAAAGAGAGCUGCUCGAGUUGACAUACCAUCUGAUAACGAGGAAGAAGUAAGUGAAUCUGAUGAAGAUGAAGAACAAGAAGACAAAGACGAAGAGGAAUUAUCUAGAUGGAAGAAACGCUCGAUAUUUUUCACACUGCCAUAUUGGGAGGAGCUCCCUGUGCGCCAUAAUAUAGACGUUAUGCAUGUGGAGAGGAAUGUGGCUGCAAGCUUGAUUUCCACAUUGUUACAUUGUGGCAAUUCAAAGGAUGGUCUAAAGGCUAGAAAGGAUCUUCAAAGUCUUGGUAUCAGGAAGGAUUUGCAUCCAAAAGCUCAGGGUAAAAGGACAUUACUCCCAGCAGCUCCUUGGUCUUUGUCAAAGUCAGAGAAACAGAUAUUCUGUAAGCGGCUCUUUGAUUUUAAGGGUCCUGAUGGCUAUUGUGCUAAUAUAUCUAGUUGUGUAUCAUUAGAGGAGUGUAAAGUUAUGGGACUGAAAUCCCAUGAUUACCACGUCCUAAUGCAACAACUGCUGCCAGUAGCAAUUAGGGGCUUACUUCCUAAGGGUCCUAGGGUAGCCAUUUUCCGCUUAUGUGCCUUCUUCAAUCUUCUUUGCCAACGAGUGAUUGAUAUGGAACAACUCCAGCAAAUGGAAAAUGAAAUCGUGGAGACUCUAUGCAUUUUUGAAAGAUUUUGGCCACCUAGUUUCUUCGACAUUAUGGUCCACUUGUGUGUGCAUCUAGGAAGAGAGGCUCGGCUUGGUGGCCCUGUCCAUUUCCGAUGGAUGUAUCCAUUUGAAAGGUACAUGAAAGUAUUGAAAGACUAUGUAAGAAACACAGCAAGACCAGAGGGGUGUAUAGCUGAGUCUUAUCUUGCAGAUGAGUGCAUGAAGUUCUGCUCGGCUUUCUUGAAAACGACCACAAAUGUAGAAGAAAAACAGGACAGAAACACUGAGUAUGAGAGCCACUCCAUCCUUGAAGGUCGUCCUAUAUCAGCUGCCCGCUCUUUCACUCUAACUGAUAUGGAUAAGAAAAUAGCUCAUCUAGCUGUAAUACAGAACACGGCUAUGGUGGAUCCAUAUGUUGAGAUUGCCAUGGUUAAAGGGAGAAAGACAACAAAGAAGAGGAAGAACACUCUACCAAAUGUUGCGCCUGAAUUUGUGGGCACCAUAUACCCUGAGGGGACGCAGCAUGAGACAAGGAUUGAGGAAACACUGCCUCAAGACAAACAGCCUGAAGUCACACAGCAGGAAGACACACCGAUGACUCAGGACACACAGCAGGAAGACACACAUCAGGAAGACACACAUCAGGAAACCCAGCCUGGAGAAAAAGAACCCGAGAAAGAUUCCCAAGGUGCUAAGGGUCGUGAUGAUGAUACUGAUAUGGUUCAGCCCCAGCCUAAGAAACACAGAGGACCAACGAAGAUGAAAGAUAUUGCUAGAGAUCCUAAUGCACGCAUAAGAGUUGAUUUCACAGAGCUUGGAGAACCCUGUGGAGAAGGAUCAGUUAAGCUGUCUUCUUACUUAGGUCCCUUGGUAAGGGAACAUGUUCCUGUGGUCAUAGAUGAUUGGAGAAAAAUUGGUGAGGACCGGAAGACUGUUCUAUGGAAAUCUGUUAAGCUACGGUUUGAACUGGAUGGAGAGUACGAGAAAGCGGCUGUUAUGAAACAGAUGGGAUGCAUAUGGAGGGCCUCUAAAUCACGCUUGGUUAAUCAGAUUAUUAAAGCUGAUAACCACGCAGAGCGUUUGAAGUUGCGGCCAGACAAUAUUCCGCUGUCAGAGUGGAGGAAGUUUGUGAAAGAGAAGACUAGUAAAGAGUUCAAGGCUGUCAGCGAUUCAUACAAGGAAAGAAGACGUAAGCAGAUUCCUCACACAUGUAGCCGUAAAGGAAUGGUUAGAUUGGCAGAAGAUUUAAAAAAAGAGAGCUCGGAUCCCGCUGAAGUGACGAGGCUGAAUGUCUGGGUCAAGUCAAGAACUAAAAAGGAUGGAACAGCAGUAAACACAGAUGCUGCUGAAAAAAUAGAAAAGGCGAAUGAGUUUAUUCAGGCUGAUGAUCAUCCAGGAUCAUCAUCAUCAAACCCAAAACAAGACACUCUUACUCAGAUCUUAGGACCCGACAAUCCUGGACGCUUGAGGGCAAUGGGUAGAGGAAUGAGUGUGAGCAAACUUGCUUUGUUUGAAGUGAAGAGCAAGCAUGUGACUGAAAUGCAACAUACACAAAAUAAGUUGCAGAAGCAGGUUCAUGAACUACAAGAGGCUCUUGCAAAAAUGAAUAGUCGACGUCCAGACUCGGAAGAGGGUGAAAAUUCAGCACAAAGAAGUGUAAACAAAACCACACCGCAGCCUAAGUGUAUUCUAUACGAUUGGUGUGACAAGGAGUGCAAAGUAGCCGACGGUCGUGUUCUGUCUUCUGAUGAAAUGGAGUUUGUUAACAAUGUACCAUUGGGCCCUAAUUCAGUUAAGGUUGUAAUUGAGACGGCAUUUGAAGAAGAUGCUUUUCUUUGGAGACCCGCGCCGAAAUUUUUCACAAUUGGACAGGCUGUAGGAGAAACUGUUGCGUGGCCUCAGGAUUCUGUUCUUGUUCUUGAGGAGGAGUUAUCUCCAAAUGUAAGGUUUUCUUUCCUCAUCUCAUUUUCGGGUCUAAGUUUAUAUUUUGUAAAAUAUAGUUAUGUGUUUUGUAUGUUGGAUUUAUUUGUUUGACAGAGCCCAGAGACAGUAGAAAUGAACAAGUGCAAACUUCUACAUUGGCUAACAGAUGAUGAAGAAACAGUUGCUGAAGGUCGUUGGGAGUCUCGUGAUCCAAAAGCCUUGGUGGAUGGUCUUCCUCUUGGACCAAAUGCUGUUAAAGUAUUUAUAGAUGCAGUUACCCUACCUGAGACUUUUCUUUGGCGGCCAACAGAAAAACAUUCAAGCCUUCGUGACUGUUUGAAGUCGUUUGUAGCAUGGCCUGUGAGCAGGGUUUUAUUCGAAAAUUUAAACACAGAGUCACCAGCUCCAGCAUCACUUCAUACGCAGUCAGAAGUACGCACUCCCCCAGCUCCUGCUAAGAUUUCAAAACCAUUUUCACAAACUCCUUCAAGCUCUCAGAAGGUUGUGAAAGAGGGUCAGAAGUGCAAACUACUGGACAUUACCGGUCAGAAAGUAGUUGUUGCAGAAGGACGCUGGUCUUCGAACAACCCAGAACAGUUAGUGCAUUUUGUUCCGUUGGGAAAUAAUGCAGUUCGUGUGUGGGUUGAUGUAGUCAAGGUGAAUGAUGCCAUCGUUUGGAGGCCUACGUCUGCAGUUGAGUGUAUGGAGGAUGCUAUUGGUACCACUAUAGCAUGGCCUGAAGACAAAGUUAUCAUCGUUUGAGGUGGAAUAAUAACUCUAUGGUUUUCAACUUUCCUUGCUUUAGAUUACUAAUGAACAUAUGCUGCUUGUUGCAAAUUAGACUUAUGUUCUUUGUUUCGAACUUAAUUAUGAUAUUGUGUUUCUAUUAUGGAGAAAUCACAUUUUGAGA